UCUUGAACGCAGCACUGAGCCGCAAAGCAUUGUGGGAUUGCAUGCCGGUCCGACGUUUCUCGAAGGAACUGCAAAGAUGAUGCCCACACCCGUUAUCCUGCUGAAGGAAGGGACAGACUCGUCCCAGGGAAUCCCUCAGCUCAUCAGCAACAUCAAUGCCUGCCAGGUCAUUUCUGAGUCAGUCAGGACCACCCUUGGACCCAGAGGGAUGGACAAACUGAUUGUGGACAACAGAGGUAAGGCCACCAUCUCCAACGAUGGAGCCACCAUCCUGAAGCUGCUGGAUGUGGUUCACCCUGCAGCCAAGACCCUAGUGGACAUCGCCCGGUCACAGGACGCCGAGGUCGGCGAUGGCACCACUUCAGUCACUCUCCUCGCUGCAGAGUUCCUGAAGCAGUUAAAACCGUACGUGGAAGAGGGUCUCCACCCUCAGACCAUCAUCCGAGCGUUCCGCACAGCCACCGGCCUGGCGGUCAACAAGAUCAAGGAAAUCGCUGUACCUGUGAAGAAAAACGACAAACAGGAGCAAAGGCAGCUUUUGGAAAAGUGCGCGGCCACGGCGCUCAACUCCAAGCUGAUUGCCGGCCAAAAGGAUUUUUUCUCCAAGAUGGUGGUGGAUGCUGUCAUGUCUCUGGAUGAGCUGCUGUCGCUCAAGAUGAUUGGCAUCAAGAAGGUCCAGGGAGGAGGCUUGGAGGAUUCUCAGUUGAUUUCUGGAGUUGCCUUCAAGAAGACUUUCUCUUAUGCGGGCUUUGAGAUGCAGCCCAAGCGUUAUGAGAAGCCAAGGAUUGCAUUGCUUAAUGUGGAGCUGGAGCUGAAGGCCGAGAAGGACAACGCUGAGGUUCGAGUGAAAUCUGUGGAGGACUACCAAGCCAUCGUGAAUGCAGAGUGGAACAUCCUUUACGACAAGCUGGAGAAGAUCUACCAAUCAGGAGCCAAAGUGGUCCUGUCCAAAUUACCCAUUGGAGAUGUGGCCACUCAGUACUUUGCUGACAGAGACUUGUUUUGUGCUGGAAGGGUCCAAGAGGAAGACCUGAAGAGGACCAUGAUGGCUUGUGGGGGCUCCAUCCAGACAUCAGUAAGUAACAUGACAGAUGAUGUCCUGGGCCUGUGUGAGCUCUUUGAGGAGGUGCAAGUGGGAGGAGAAAGGUAUAACUUCUUCAAGGGAUGUCCCAAGACUACGACGUGCACCAUCAUCCUGAGGGGCGGAGCAGAACAGUUCACAGAGGAGACGGAGAGAUCGCUGCAUGACGCCAUCAUGAUUGUGCGCAGAGCCCUCAAGAAUGACUCUGUUGUGGCAGGAGGCGGGGCUGUGGAGAUGGAGCUGUCCAAGUACCUGAGGGAUUAUUCCAGAACCAUUCCAGGCAAGCAGCAGCUUUUGAUAGGUGCCUACGCCAAGGCCCUGGAGAUCAUCCCACGUCAGCUGUGUGACAACGCCGGCUUCGACGCCACCAACAUCCUCAACAAGCUGCGUGCUAAACAUGCCCAGGGCGGCAUGUGGUACGGAGUGGACAUCAACAACGAGGACAUCGCAGACAACUUUAACGCCAGCGUGUGGGAGCCGUCAGUUGUUCGCAUCAACGCGCUGACCGCAGCCUCGGAGGCGGCUUGCCUCAUCCUGUCAGUCGACGAGACCAUCAAGAACCCACGCAGCAGUAUGGACGGACCACCAGGCGGCGCUGGAAGGGGCAGAGGCCGCGGUAGACCCCAUGCGCAUUAAGACCCAGUUAAAAAGGAGCUUUGGAGUCCAAAUAUAGUAUUUGGAUGUCUGAAGAUGGAAGUAGUUACCCACACAUAGCAAACUGCAUUUUCUUUGACAUUUCAUGUAUGAAUACUUUUUUCACCGUGAGUUUUGCCAUCAUCCUCUCCACCUCUGGAACUGUUCUGUAACUUUCAUCUUUGACACAGGAAACAUGCACUGAAAGGAGAAGUUCUUAACAUGCAUCAAGUGCUCUCAUAUUUAUUGGAACAAACUUAACAAUAAAUGCACAGAUUAAGAAGUUA
Nerophis lumbriciformis (worm pipefish) is the source of this 2001-nucleotide messenger RNA. It is a transcript of the gene cct7, whose product is annotated as chaperonin containing TCP1, subunit 7 (eta). Gene Ontology annotation, molecular function: ATP binding; ATP hydrolysis activity; ATP-dependent protein folding chaperone. Lineage: Eukaryota; Metazoa; Chordata; Actinopteri; Syngnathiformes; Syngnathidae. The record is from RefSeq and is a predicted model, not a curated record. Gene Ontology annotation, biological process: protein folding.